Messenger RNA from Teleopsis dalmanni, 471 nucleotides. Its product is annotated as neo-calmodulin-like. Lineage: Eukaryota; Metazoa; Arthropoda; Insecta; Diptera; Diopsidae. The transcript has a single exon. Bases 1 to 471 code for a protein of 156 amino acids. Gene Ontology annotation, molecular function: enzyme regulator activity; calcium ion binding. The record is from RefSeq and is a predicted model, not a curated record.
AUGGACCAAGUGGAUAAUAAUGCUCUUAGCGCAGCUCAGAAAUUAAAUUCCAUAUUCAAAGAAGCCUUUUCAAUAUUUGACAAACGUGGCAAUGGUACUAUUGAAACAAGCGACUUAAAAGGAUUGUUACAUUGUCUUGGUGAAUAUCCUAAAUACGCUGAAUUGCAAAUGUUGAUUAAUGAAGUGGACCCAAAAGGCAAAGGUUUCAUACGUUUUCCUGAUCUCGUAACUAUAAUGGGCCGUAAAUUGCGGUUAGGCAGUCACAAUGAGAAAGACAUUUUGGAAGCUUUUUGCAUUUUUGCCAGUGACGUUGACGACUACAUCACACCUGCUAAGUUUAAACGUGCCAUGGAAAAAGCUGGGAAAAGAAUAUCUGACGAAGAAAUUGGCGAAAUGAUUGCUGCAGCCGAUAAGAACGGAGACGGACAAAUUGAUUUCGACGAAUUUAAAGCUAUAAUCAACGGUUCCUGA